Molecule: messenger RNA, 2973 nt
Organism: Prorocentrum cordatum
Lineage: Eukaryota; Dinophyceae; Prorocentrales; Prorocentraceae
Source: the annotation of a GenBank genome assembly
AUGGCGCCCCGUGCGCGCGCCGCGCGCCGGGGCAUCGCGCUCGCCGCCUGCAUCCUCGGCUGGGGGCCGCGGGCGCCCGCGAGCCCCGGCUCCGCCUUCUGCGCCGGGCUUUGCGCUCUCGCGGCGGCGUGCUCUUUCCCCUCGGCGUCGGACGUCGGGAGAGGGCAGGGGGGCGCUCACGCCCAGAGCACGGGGCAGGGGCCUGGGUCGCGGUGGGCGGGUGGGGCGAGGGAGGCCCUGCCGCGCGCGAGGCUCUCGAGGUGCGUGCAGCUGGGGGACGCUGCGGGGGCGAAGAUGCGGGAGGUGCAGGCGCGGCCGAGCAUCGACGUUGUGGACAAGGGGGGCGAGUACGACGCCCAGGGCAAGUACGUGGCCGACGUGCAGACGGCGGCGGACCGCGAGGUGGAGGAGCUCUGCCUCGCCGAGCUGGGCGCGGAGUUCCCCGGCGUGCGCCUCGUCGAGGCCGCGGGCGGUGCCGCCGGCGUGGCGGCGGCGCCCGCCGCGGGCGUGCCGCCCCUCACGUCGCCCGCCGCCCUGGCGGCGCUGGGCGCCGCGUGGCCGGAGGAGCUGCGGCGCGUCGAGGCGGGGCUCGCCUCAUCUCGAAGACCAGACAGCGGCACGAGCAUGAGUUCUCUCUGGAUGCCCGCGCGGACCCCCGAGAGCUCAUGCUGUCGAGCUCUUUGCUCUUCUGACCUCGACCCUCUGGACGGCACGGGCGAGUUCGUGCGCGGCAACCUCGCGCCGGUCACGAACCUGCUCGGCAUCGCCGUGGACGGCGUGCCGGUGGCGGGCAUCAUCAACCAGCCGUGGGCGCCCGGGCUGCCGGAGGGGCGCACGAUCUGGGGCGGGCCGGGCGUCGGGGUGCACGGGGCCAGCGUGCGGGCCGAGCCCCCGCCGGGCUCCAUCUGUACCAACCGGGUGGUGCGCAGCACUCGCUGCGCGGGGGCGCUCGGGGCCCUCGGCGUCACUCCGGAGAGGGACGCGCAGCGUGUGAGCGCGACGGGCUUCAACAUCCUCUGCGUGGUCGAGGGCUCCUGCUCCCUCUUUGUGCUCACCAGGCAUGGCACCAAGAAGUGGGACAUCUGCGGUGGUGAGGCCCUCUUGAGGUCUGUCGGCGGCGUCCUCACUGAUGCCGUCGGGCGGCCGUAUCACUACGGUUCAAACCCAGCUACUCACCAGAACUUCUGUGGGGUGCUGGCCUGUCGUGAUCCCGCGGCUCACGCGGAGGCGGCGAGCACCAUAUCUGAAUCCGUAGCGCCGUGGCCUUUCGACGUCGAGGAUAUCGCCCACAGCGACGCGCCGCUCAAGAGGCAGGUCUGCUCCUGCCUGGCGCAGAUCGCCAAGCACUCGGUGGACCUGGCGGAAGUGGUCGUGGAGGCCGAGAUCUUCCCCCGGAUCCUGCACUGCCUGAAGGACAUGGACGAGUUCGUGCGGAAAAACGCGGCGACUUGCAUCAGGGAGAUUGCGCGCCACACGCCCGACCUGGCCAAGCUCAUCGUGAACGCCGGUGGCGUGGCCGCCAUCGUUGACUACAUCACCGAGGCGCGAGGCAACAACCGCCUCCCAGGCCUCAUGACGCUGGGCUACAUCGCAGCGUUCUCCGAGACGCUGGCCCUCGCCGUGGUGGUCUCCAAGGGCAUCCCUCCCCUGAAGGACGCUCUCAUCAACGAGCCCGAGGACCACAUCAAGGCCGCCUCGGCCUGGUCGCUGGGCCAGAUCGGGCGCCACUCCCCGGACCACGCCCGCGCACUGGCGGAGGCGGACGUGCUGCGACGCCUUCUCGCCGUGUACCUGCACCAGGACUCGAGCGAGGAUUUGCAGACGAAGGCCAAGCGCGCCCUCAAGAGCGUCGUUCAGAAGUGCACGCACCUUCCGGCGCUGGAGCCCUUGCUUGAGGCCCCCCCGAACAUCCUCAAGUACGUCGUGCAGCAGUUCGCCAAGGUCCUCCCCAACGACCUCAACGCCCGCCGCACGUUCGUGCAGUCCGGCGGGCUGCAGAAGAUCCAGGAGGUGAAGGCCGAGGCUGGCGGCGCGACCGAGAGCCUCGAGCCCGGGCGCGGUCGGAGGGAGGGAGGGGGUGUGGGGGAGGGGAGGGCGGGGGUGAGGGACGAGCGCACUCAGGAUGCUGAAGUGUGGACCACCUUGAGCUCGGGAGGGGCUCUGGUUUUCGGGCCUUUCCUCGGGUCUAUGUCGGGUGACCUCUUCGGGGCCGAGGCUCGCCGUGGCCACAAAAGCUCCUUCUUUCCUCAUGGUAGCACGAUGACAGUUGAGAUGACGGUGAUGACGUUGAUGAUGCUGAUGAUGCUGAUGAUGAUGGUGGUGAUGCUGGUGGUGGUUGUAAUAAUGAUCAUGACGGUGGUGGUGCUGAUGAUGUUGGUGCUGCUGAUAAUGAUGGAGAUGAGGAGAAGGAGGAGCACGAGGAGGAGGAGGAGGAGAAGGAGAACGAGGAGCAGGAGGAGGAGGAUGAAGAGGAGGAGGAGGAGGAGGAGGAGGAGGAGGAGGAGGACGUGUCAGGAGGAGGAGGCGAAGGAGGAGGAGGAGGCCGCAGCCAUUUUGGCUGAAGCCAUUUUGGCUCAAGCUUUUCAGCCCUCUGCACAGGUGCCCCCCGUGGCAGCAGAGCGGCUUGAGCUUGGCUCUGUCCUCACUGGAUUUCUUGCUGUCCGUUUUCUUUCUACAUCCGAGUCCGGGCGCGGUACGGAAGGGGGAGCUGUUGCUUACAGGUUUUUUCGAGCCCUCGUGCGGGCGGGAUCGAGCCGCCAUGUCGUGGCAGCGACUGCAGCCGCUCUCUGGCGUCCCAUCCUGAGCUGCGAGGCGGCUGGCACAUCAACGCUUGACACUGGCGACUUUGAAAUCAAGACGGGGAUCGGCGCUCGGUUCGACAAGGCCCGUCUUGCUCUUGAAGGUCUCGACCGAGCUGGGAGGCAAGGGGUGCGAGCAGACCUUGACGGAUCCACCAAGGCGUUUCGCAAGUAG